AUGAAUUCGGACAAUAAUAUUAAGAAAUUAACAGAGAUGGGGUUUAGUGAGGAGCAAGCGGCUAAAGCAUUAAAUAUUACUAAGAAUGAUGUGGAAUCGGCAAUUGCUUAUCUUUUCGAAGAUCCUAUUGAAAUUGAUACCCCAAACGCUAACGAUCAAUUGGUACCAUAUAAUGAUAGCAUAAAUGUACUGAACCCAAACGAUAUACCAGAUUUUUCACUGUAUCAGACAGUGCCUCAAGAAUAUGGAUCGGUAUCAGAAAAUGUACAAUAUGACGAAGAAGAGAGGACAGAAGAACAGGACGAGGAUAUAGGCUUCGAACAUUAUGAAUAUUUUGAAAGGCCGGCAGAUGUCUGUAUAUUCGACAAUGUAAACAAUAUGCAAAAGGAGGAUGGACCACCAGUGAUAUUAAAUAGAAGAUGUGGAUUUUUGGAAAACUACUAUAUCCCUAUAAUUACAAUAUUAGCACAAUUGACUGAAGUCAAAUCAACAUUUUUAAAAUCUCUCGGAUACGAACUACAAUAUGACAGUAACUGGGCAAUCGGCAAACCACAGAAUAUUAAUAUCCCUUCCGAUUUGGACGAGCUGAAAGAAUCUUCGUUCAAGUUUUUCAUUGAAUUACAGAAAGCCAUAGGUUUCUUAGAUGGCCAAAGCAAGAGAUCAUUUAUAAGUGGGGACUGUUUGAUUGUCAGCUUGCCUAAUGAUAUGAAGAAGCGUUUAGUAAAUAACAGAAUUGAAACUGUGGACGAACUAUUACCCAAGUUAUAUGAAAGUUUGCAAGAUAAUUAUGAUGCGAUGUUUGGUCAUGAGGAUAUCGUUGACAAGUUAUUUAAAUCAAGUGUGGAAAGCGUUAAUGAAGAGUUAAUUAAUAAUAUUUUCACAUUUGACGUUGAUGCCGAAUAUAGACAUAAAUCGCUAUAUGACAGUUUUAAUGAAUUAUUCUGGGGUAGUGACUUAGAAAUGCUUGGCAACGUUAGGUUAAUCGAUACAUCCAAAAUAUUAACCAUUCAGCUAGUUGGAGAUGAGGAUUCAUAUGCUGAUACUAAUUUCCAAGUUGACGAAGUGUUUUAUCCUGAAUUAUAUAGUUCGGAAUACUAUCCUAUAGUCAGUGAGAUGAAUAACAGAAGAAAUGAAAUAAUUAAACAAAGAAUGAAGAUUAGUAAUGAAAUCAUGCAACUCAACUCCUUUGAAGGAAAGAAGGUUAAGGGCUUCUUGAAGACUACAAUUGAAUAUUUGAAAGGGCAAGGUAAUGAUACAAAUGAUUUGUACCAAUUAAGUGAGAAAAUCGAUAAUCAAAAAGUUACGCUUACCAAAGACUUGGAUAGCUUGAAUGAGCUGUAUACAAGAUUAGAUAUCAGAAAUUAUGAAAAUGUCUUGGAGAAUAUCCGGAGCCAAGAUGUUAAGUUUCCUACUAAAUAUGCUUUAAUUGGUAUAGUUCUAUCCGAUUCUGAGUACUAUUAUAAGUACAAGGGGUCCAGUACCUGGAUUUACCAAAAAGGUAUCUAUUCUUCUAAUAAUAUUGUUGUGGAUUACGAAAUUGAUGAACUUGAUUUUAUGGCCAUACAGCAAGAUAUUUUGCAAUAUACUACGACUGGAGCCAAACCAAUGCUGUUGAUAUAUGCAUCAGUUGAUAUUUUGGAUAACAGUUUUAGCCUUGACAAUAACAAACUACAUGACUUUUUUACCUCAGACAACACCGAAUACAGCAAACAGUUAGCCGAGGCUGAAGUCUCAAGAAAAGAUAGGGAUAUGGGUGAUCGCGAAGAUAUGAAGCAACGUCUGAGUGAUUCGAGUGAACUGAAUAGCCCUGAACAGGAUGAGAAUGAAGACCGCAAUGACGAUACUUUGAUUGAUUUAUAG
Debaryomyces hansenii CBS767 is the source of this 1860-nucleotide messenger RNA. RefSeq lists its product as uncharacterized. The record is from RefSeq and is a predicted model, not a curated record. The coding region runs from base 1 to 1860 and encodes 619 amino acids. Gene Ontology annotation, biological process: protein deubiquitination. Gene Ontology annotation, molecular function: protein binding. Gene Ontology annotation, cellular component: cytosol; nucleus. The transcript has a single exon. NCBI's taxonomy places the organism in Eukaryota, Fungi, Ascomycota, Pichiomycetes, Serinales, Debaryomycetaceae.